Durio zibethinus is the source of this 1308-nucleotide messenger RNA. RefSeq names its product Peroxidase superfamily protein. Gene Ontology annotation, molecular function: peroxidase activity; heme binding. The record is from RefSeq and is a predicted model, not a curated record. Gene Ontology annotation, biological process: hydrogen peroxide catabolic process; response to oxidative stress. NCBI's taxonomy places the organism in Eukaryota, Viridiplantae, Streptophyta, Magnoliopsida, Malvales, Malvaceae.
AUGCGGUCUCAGGUUGAGUAUCAGCGUAGGGGUUGGUUUGGAGAGCUAGCUUGUAGGCGCUGGGGCAUUGUGGUGGUGAGGAAGAGGCAUACCAAGGAUGGUAUUAAUGAGGUCCAAGGGGAGGACGAAGGAGAUGGGGAGGGAAGCAUCUCUUUGGAAUUGGGAGAUGAAAGCUUUGACAGUGAGAUCAUCCUCCUUAGGGUUAAGAGGGCCAAUGAGCAAAGAUUGGAGGGGGCCAAGACCAGUCCAAUUAUCAUGCCAAAAAUUAACAUGGCAGCCAUCUCUAACAACCCAUCUAAUUCUUUUUUGGAGAGUGUUUUGGACAGAUUUCAUGGAUUUCCAGCCUCUGGCAGUGGUGAACAAGACUCUUCUCCAAAAUUUUCCACAUUGCCAGAGACAUCCCCUUUUGAUAAUCUCCUAUCCUUCACCUACUACCACCAGAGAUGCCCAAUGCUUGAAGAAAUUAUCAGUAGAAAAGUGAAAGAAUGGAUUGCAAAGGAUCACAGUCUUGCCGCCAGUCUCUUGAGGUUGCAUUUUCAUGACUGCGCUGUCACGGGAUGCGAUGCUUCCAUUCUUUUAAACUACGAGGGAAGUGAGAGGACAGCGGAGGCCAGCAAAACAUUGAGAGGGUUUCAAGUGAUAGACGACAUCAAGGCGGAGGUGGAGAAAUUGUGCCCAGCAACAGUUUCUUGCGCAGACAUUCUGACGGCCGCCACCAGGGAUGCCACUGUCUCACUGGGAGGUCCAUACUGGAUGGUUCCCUAUGGCAGGAAAGAUUCCCGAAUUUCAAAUGCAAAAGAUGCUGACAUGGUGCCUAGUGGUAGAGAAACCAUUACCACUCUGCUUCAGUUUUUCCAGUCUCGGGGUCUAAAUGUUAUUGACUUGGUUGUUCUCUCAGGAGCACAUACCAUUGGAAGGACAUCGUGUGGUGCAAUUCAACAUCGGGUCUAUGGCUUGAAUGGAACUGGCAUGCCUAAUCCACCUAUUGAUGAUCACUAUUUGGACUUCUUGCAAAGAAAAUGCAAAUGUGUAUCAGAUCAGUAUGUUGAUCUUGAUGCUACCACCCCAUCCACUUUUGAUUCCCAAUUUUAUGCAAAUCUUCAGAACAAGAUGGGACUCUUAUCCACGGAUCAAAUUCUAUAUUCCGACUCAAGGACUAGACCUAUUGUUAACACAUUAAUUCAAAGCCCCUCUAUUUUCAGACACCAGUUUUCGGUCUCCAUGCUCAAGCUUGGAAACAUUCAAGUCCCCACUGGUCAGAAUGAAGGCGAAAUUCGAACCAACUGCAAUUUUGUCAACUCUAAUUGA